Dreissena polymorpha is the source of this 5946-nucleotide messenger RNA. Its product is annotated as toll-like receptor 3. Gene Ontology annotation, cellular component: extracellular matrix. The record is from RefSeq and is a predicted model, not a curated record. The coding region runs from base 1104 to 3650 and encodes 848 amino acids. Gene Ontology annotation, molecular function: protein binding. The transcript has a single exon. Gene Ontology annotation, biological process: signal transduction. NCBI's taxonomy places the organism in Eukaryota, Metazoa, Mollusca, Bivalvia, Myida, Dreissenidae.
CGAGGAUAUAAUUGCAUGGCGGAUGGGUUGCUAUCUAAGGAAAUAUAACAAUUUUGAAGUGUUUCGCGAUAAGAAGCUCCAUUUUUUAUCAUACACAGAUCACAGCGAACUAUUAAACACAGCUGGCAGUCACGGAGUAAGCCACUGUUAACUAAGCAUCCGUGGUGAUAAUGUGUCCACUGAAUUCGAGAACAAGUGUCCAUGGAUAUUGAAAGAGUUGAUGCUAUUAAUAAAUAUAAAUACAUCUUUAUGGAAAUGUGAUGAUAAUGUCAAGAUGUGCAAGUACUUAGUGUGUGCUUUGGUAGUGACAAGUUUGUAAUUAAUGUGCGUAAAUUGUGUACCCAAACGAUGAAUUUGAAGUUUGAUUAGGUAAAGUUUAAGUGUUUACAUACAAGUGUAUUGACGGACAGUGAAUGCUCCAUCCUCUGUAGCAUUUUCAUUGAUGUUGAUGACACGGAAAUAUAUUUACACUGUUUGUGUAAACAAUGCGUCAUUCACAAACUCUUACUUGAUGCAAUAUACGGAAUAAAAUUGGACUGAAUUAAACUGAUUAUUAAUGAAAAAAAUUGUGAUUGUGCACUUCGUAAAUGGAACACGUAUUUUCUGCUGCUGAUGCCUCAAUAUAUUGGAUUUUAUUAUACGAUCAUAAAUAGGUGCAAAAUAUUAAUAUUGAAUAUAUUAACAAACAUUAUUAAAAAACGCUCCACAUAUUCAGCAUAGUAAGUGUCACGUAACAAUUUAAUUGUGGUCCAAUAAAAACACCGUAAUGUAUCCUCACGAAGAAAUGCAAAGCAGAUUAGACCGAUAAGCGUGGAGGGCAUGAGUCGGAUAUGUUAUAUACACACUAAGUCGGAGGUUUAUUUAAAAUGUUGAUGAAAAUAUCAUCUUUGGCGUUCUAGUGUGUUAUAUAAAUUUGGAGUUGCCCAUGUAUACCUGGACGACUAUUUUAAAGUGGAAUUUAUCAAGUGUUCACAUCGAAAAAGAAACAUUUAAACUACGGAAAAUACACUAAGUCCAAAUUAAAUUGAAAUAUGAUAAACAAGGAAAUAUACUCAAGAGGACACUGCGUAGAUUUUGAGUAAGAUACAUGAAAUCAAGUCAUCAUGUAUGUUUUACUAUUAUUGCUCCUCACAUUCUGUGCUAGUCCGUGCGUUGCUGGCAGGCAUUGCCGGAAGUGGCCAAAGGAAAUGACGACGCUUUCCUGGGCAAACGAAACCGUUUGUUUAGGUGACCUUGAAAAUAAAACUGUGGUGUGCAAUGGAUAUAACCGUGACGCAACAUUGAAUGAUUUAGUCAACAUGCCAUGGUCGGUAAAAACACUUUACAUAUACGGUUUCAACUUAAAUCUAAGCGCUGAGAUAUUUCCGACAAAUAACACGCUUGAAAAAUUGUACAUUUGCAAAACAAUUAUAAACAAUUUAACAACAGACUCGUUUUCAGCAUUACAUCAUCUACAAAAGCUGGAGAUACAACAAGCAGCGAUGUCUGAUGAACAGCACAUUACAUUGUUUCAGGCAUUAGCCAAUAUAAGUGUUCACCAAAUAAAUCUUACACUGUCUGAAAUAGGUCUAACAGAAGACACUUUGGGGAACUUUACCUUAAACCAAACCUCUGUUUAUAAACUUAAUAUGGACGAUAAUUUAAUUGGCUUACUAAACCUGUCGUUGUUUGCGGGAAUUCGUAAUUUGACAAUAUUCGAAGCAAGGGAUAAUAGAAUAGAACAUAUAUAUGGUUUUGAGGAAAUGGAGGAAUUAAUAUCUUUCGAUGUUUCGAACAAUUCAAUAAGCGAAUAUUCGUUUAAUUUUUGCAAUGCAAGCGGUCCAACGAGCCUCUUCCCGAGGCUAAACAAUCUGAUAUUAUCAAGAAACAGAAUUGGAGAUAUCAGAAAUGAUACCAUGGGAUGUUUAACAAGCCUAGCAGAGCUUAAAAUGGACUACAAUGUCAUUAAACAGUUUAAUGUUAGUAGCAUUACUAAUAUGGUCAAACUUAAAAAGUUAAAUCUGAGGGGAAACUGGUUAAGUGAUGUUCUUCCUGUGGACUACCCAAAGUCUCUGGCAAGCAUUGAUAUGAGUCGCAACGAGUUUAGUCCAUUCUUACCAAGGAUGUGCAAUGGAAGCACAAAGAAUAAUAUCAAGAAAUUGAAUUUGGACUACAAUCCUAUCAGACGUAUGACAGACAAUUACACCGCCUGUCUUACUAAACUGGAAACACUGACUUUGCACAAAACGUCUAUACUUGAACUAAAUAACAACUCGUUCAUACAUUUCUCGGCCUUGCAAACACUGGAUCUGAGUCAGAUGACCAGAGGACUUCAACGUAUCGAAAGAGCUGCAUUUAAUAGUUCAACAUUGAAGUACCUGGAUCUAAGUAGGAACUACAUUAAACUUUACUCAGACGAUAUGAAGUCAAUCUUCAAGUUUACACCUGAAAUUAGAAUUCUGAAUCUAUCGUUUAACUUCAAUGGAGAGAUGAACGCCUCAGGUCUGUGUGAAAUAUUGUAUCCGCUGGAAAACCUCGAACAUUUGAGAAUCGAACACAUUGGUCUGCAACAGUUCCCACUAGAAAUUUUCAACUUAUCGAUGGGGCUGAUUAGUCUUAAUGUAAGCAAUAACAUUAUCCGAGAUGCUGGGCAAUUUAACGCUAAAGUAUUAUAUAAUACCAAUAUAAGUUAUAUAUCAGCUGCAAAAAACAAGCUAACAUUUAUUACCGAACAAAUCUUUCCUGAUGAUGUGAUGAGGUCGUUACAAUUUCUUGAUAUUCAGGACAACGAAUUUUCUUGCGACUGCGAUGACAAAAGUUUCUGGUUCAGGGAACAAAUCAAAGAAAGAGCCGGCAAGGGUUUCAUUGGCAAUAGUCAACUGAUUGGAUGGCCAGAACACUUUAAGUGUCAUUCGCCCGCAGUAGCCAAAGGGACGCUCUUAAGAGACUUUAACGAGAAGCUACAGAGAUGCCACCAGCUCCCAGUUCCUUAUUUGGUGGCAUACAUUGCAAUAAGUAGUACAACAUUUGUGCUAGUCGUGUUGUUUGUUGUAGGUUUCUGGAAUAGAUGGUAUCUGCAAUACUACUGGCAUAAUAUGAAGAAACGGUCUAGAGCAAACUCGUUACCAGAGAGUGACUGCUUCGAAGAGUCGGAAGGGCAGCCACUUCUGCGGGUGAAAUACGACGGAUACGUACUGUGUGACUCUAAAGGACUGGACAAACAUGCGGUGACAAAAGUGAUUGAUCUGUUUGAAAGGGAGCUCAAUUACAAAUUACAUUACGAACACCGCGACGGGGGACUCGGAGGAUCGGCGAUAGAAAUGACAUUCGAGGCGAUGGACCAAUCGAAAAACAUCGUUGUUGUGGUUACAGAAAAUCUCAUGCGGGACGGCUACUGCAGGUUCCUUGUAGAAAUAGCGUGCCUCAGUAAACAGAACGGCAAAAAGAGGUGGGACGUGGUGUUUAUUCUUAUGUCAGACAUAAAUUUGAAAUCCCUAAGCAAGUCAUGGUGCGUGUGGUUUACCAGGUAUACACGUGCAGACUGGACCGAGGAAACAGAAGGCAUCCAGAGGAAACUCCUAGAAGCAAAAAUAUCUGAAGUAUUUGAGGACCCUUUACCACAAAACUUCAUAAGACGCAGACAUGUUCACGACCAAAAUGACAACGGUUGAUUUUGUUUCUGAAAUUAAGAUAAAACAGGCGGACAGUGAAAAUUACAACAGUUAAGGUGAUCUCGCUUCUAAAACCGGCGGACAGUGAUUGUUAGAGACAGUGGAACAGUUUUUUAUGUUCGCUAUUGACAUUCAUAUAUAUCCAAGAGAGGUUACGUAUGAAAGACAUUUGGCGACUUUUGUCAAUAAUUAAAGCAAAUUUUAAAUAAAUCUCUUUGUUUGAAGAGCGUAUUGUGAGUCACCGGAUUAUGGUUGUACUAACAGACUAACAUAGUCACGGCAUUAAACAACUUUACAGUUACCACAUGCAAUAAGUGACUUAAAUAAAAGACAAUAAAGUGCUCCGGAAUUUGUAUUGAUAUGUACUUAACAUGUAUUUAUAAGCACUGAAUGUUGAUGUUGAUAGAAACAUGUAUUAAAGCUAAUUAAUAUAAUUACUUUCAAAAAUUAACAUGACAAAGGAAUUAUUUUUUCCUUCUUUGAAAUAUUAUUAUAACACUUUUAUUGUUGGUUUAGUUUAGACCUAUUUAUUUAAAUAUUUAAAGUUGAUUGCAUCAAAAGCCUAAAGCUUAUUUGAACACUAAAUAAGUAAAAUGUAUAGACAGUUAUUAAUUUAACAGGGUUGUCUGCUUAGUGAUAAAUGUUGAUGUUGCGUACGCAAAUACUAUGAUAUUGUUUUAUACAUGUUAACCAUGUGGUGUAACUGAUAUUUCAUACGUGGAGUGUUAACCCUUUGCAUGCUGGGAAAUUUGUUGUCUGCUAAAAUGUCGUCUGCUGAAUUUAUAAAAUUAGCAUUUUUUCGAUUUUUUUCAAAGAAUACUAUAAGAAUAGCAAACAGUUUGGACCCUGAUGAGAGUCCACGUUCUGUGGCGUCUCAUCUGGAUCAAAACAGUUUGCAAAGGCCUUCAAAAUUCGGUUCCAGCACUGAAAGAGUUAAUAAGAUUGAAUAUUUUGGUUGUUCUUUAUUCUUGUAUCAACAAUCACACACUGUCAUAGUAAUGCACACAUUCUCAUUUUAAUUGAUUUACUUUUACGGCAAUGGUGUUAACCUUUUUUAACCAAGUUUUAAUUAAAUAACUUUUUGUUGUUAUUUUAAAGUUAAAAGUUUUAAACUCUUCCUGCGUCAAAAGUAGUAUUGUCUUGUUCAAAGCAUGCGAACCUUUAUGCAGAUUCAUUAAAAGUGCUGUUUAAAUCAAAACCUCGUUAACAACUUCUGUUUCAAAUACUACACGAUACUCAAAAUGUAUCGCCAACAGUGCUCAGUAAAACGCCGAACUGAUUUGUUAAAGUUAGUAGUUUUUUGUUUUGUUUAUCAAUGCAUAACUCAUUCAUUUUUUCAGCGUUCAUCAAGUUAAUACACACAUAUCUAUGUUGUUUGAAUUACGGUAUUUUCUAUAUUGAUAUUCGAUGCCUUAGUGUGCAUUUGUUAUCUUUUAUUUAAAGGAAGGCAUGUGAAGUGUUUUGGUGUAAGAAUAUUUAAAUGUAAGUAAAAGUCAGCUUCGCGUUUUUCAUGAACUGAAUUAUGCCUGUCUUGAUGAAUUGAAUGAUCAUAUUUUCAUGAAUCCACCUCUCUGUAUGGUAACACACAUUCUUGGCACAUGUGACAAAAAGGUCAUACGAGCCUUGUUGUGAGAAAACUGGGCUUAAUGCAUGUGCUCAAAGUGUCAUCCCAGAUUAGCCUGUGCAGUCCGCACAGGCUAAUCAUGGACGACACUUUCCGCCUAAAUUUUUUGCUAUGAAGACUUCAUUGUAACGAAAAAUGUCAUAAAAGCGGAAAGUGCCGUCCCUGAAUAGCCUGUGCGGACUGCACAGGCUAAUCUGGGACGACACUUUACGCACAUGCAUUAAGCCCAGUUUUCUCAGAACGCAGCUCAUAUUUUUACUGGAGUGUGAAACAAAUAUCAUUCUUCUUAUUGCUAGUCCGGUGAGCUAGUCAUUUGUGUUUCAUGGUAUCUGACUACUAGAAUACUAUAAUCUGGACUUAUACACAAGAUGUGAUUAGCACAAUGGAAUAGAAUUGUCCUUUUAUGUGUUUGUUAUGUUGUUGUUUUUAAUUAAACUGAAACAAAGUUAGAUGUUUACAAAAUAUUGUUGUUAAAACACGUCAUGCAUCUAUAUUUAGACAUUUCCUCAGAAUCGAGUUUAGUUAUGGUUGUACUCAUAGCGCGUGAAUUCAACGUUUUUUUCUUAGUUAGUUUGUGACUUUAAAAUUUGUUAAAACGAUGAAAAAACGAUGUAGUGUCCAUAUCAUGUUUUAAUGAUUUAAAAUCAUUUUAAUAAAAUACAAGCCAUUGAA